Cydia pomonella (codling moth) is the source of this 5186-nucleotide messenger RNA. RefSeq names its product solute carrier family 35 member F6 (gene Tango9). Bases 245 to 1345 code for a protein of 366 amino acids. NCBI's taxonomy places the organism in Eukaryota, Metazoa, Arthropoda, Insecta, Lepidoptera, Tortricidae. Gene Ontology annotation, molecular function: transmembrane transporter activity. Gene Ontology annotation, cellular component: membrane; intracellular membrane-bounded organelle. The transcript is spliced from 8 exons. Gene Ontology annotation, biological process: transmembrane transport. The record is from RefSeq and is a predicted model, not a curated record.
UAGGCCCUUUAUCUGUCAACUUCUUCAACGUCAUAAUUUGCAUUGCAUUACAAGUGAUUAUAUGCUCUUUGUUGCAUUACACUAAUUUUAUGUCGGAAGAACAGUGCAAGUCUGUGAGUUCAUGUUAUCGUAUACAAAUGCUUUCUUUUGUAUAGAAAUGCUGAGUAAAGUUAUCUAAUUUUGUUACUAUUUGCGGUUUUCUACAGCGAAGAGAGUGUUCAUUAAUUUAAAAUUGGUUUACAGCAUGGCUUGGACAGGAUACCAGAAGUUCCUUGCCCUGAUGAUGGUAGUCACGGGGUCCAUCAACACUUUGAGCACCAAGUGGGCUGACAAAGUUGAAUCAAAGGGAUCAGAUGGUGUAGUUAGAGUUUUUGAGCAUCCUUUCUUGCAGGCUGCAGCUAUGUUUCUAGGUGAAAUGCUGUGCUUACUUGUAUUCAAACUGAUAUAUUUAAAGACCCGGAAUACAGGAGGCCACCAACUGACACAGGGCAACCAGAGUUUUAAUCCCUUCAUAUUGAUGCCAGCUGCAAUGUUUGAUCUAGUGGGGACAUCUAUCAUGUAUGUGGGCUUGACACUUACAUAUGCUAGCAGUUUUCAAAUGUUCCGAGGGUCGGUUAUAAUAUUUGUGGCAGCAUUCUCCACUAUCUUCCUUGACAAACAAAUCAUCAAGAGAGAAUGGGCUGGCAUAGCUGGCGUGAUCCUGGGGCUGGUGAUCGUGGGGUCCACGGACGCCAUCUUUCGCGAGCCCGGCGAGACCAAAGGGCCCAACAGCCUCAUCACCGGCGACCUGCUCAUCAUCGUGGCGCAGGUCAUCACUUCCUGCCAGAUGGUUUACGAAGAAAAAUACGUUAGAGGGUUGAACAUCCCGCCGCUGCAGGCGGUGGGCUGGGAGGGGGUGUUCGGGUUCUCGACGCUGUCGGCGCUCCUGGUGGUGUUCUACUGGACGCCAGCGCCCCCGCACUUCGGCCACAACGCACGCGGCACCGUCGAGGACGCCAUCGACGGCCUGGUGCAGAUAGGGAAUAAUCCAGUACUGCUAGUGGCGAUUCUAGGAACGAUCGUUUCGAUUGCUUUCUUCAACUUCGCCGGCAUCAGCGUGACGAAAGAAAUGUCUGCCACCACCAGGAUGGUGCUGGAUUCCGUAAGGACGCUGGUGAUCUGGAUGGUGUCGCUGGCGGUGCGCUGGCAGGUGUUCCACUGGCCGCACCUGCUCGGGUUCGCCGUGCUCAUCUACGGCAUGGCGGAGUACAACGCGCUGGUGCCACGCUGCCGGCGUGCGCCCGCCGACGCGCCCGUGCCCUCCAGCGCCGCCGAAGAUCAUGAGGAGCACCAUGAGGAGGCCUAGCCCCGCUCCACCGAACAUAACAUACUAACGCAAACAUAUUAUAUGUAUAGUUUUCAUAGGUGUAACGUAAAAGCCCUGAUUUAACAAAGGCGUUGUAAUAUUAGUCGUUUGCUUUUUUAGUGUGUUCCCAAUCGUCUCACACGGCGCACUCAUCUUCGGGAACACGGAACGGGACAUUUUAAUUUUAAAUAAUGGGACCAAAGACGCAUGUUCUACAGAGUUCUUGGCGACGCAACCAAACCAGCAGUUCAUAUUGUGUAAUAGUGUGUUCUUAAAGAAAUACAAUGCAAUAACUAGUAACAGGAAUUAUUAAAAAAAGUUAGGCUAAGAAAAUCGGCUUUCAGUGUCCAGAGUUGGACAUUAUUCGAAUAUUUUUAUCAUCUAAAUAAUUAUACGAAUAAAUAAUCAUUCGUCACGGGAUUAUUCGCGAAACAAUAGCUUAUUAACAUUUUGAAAUAAUAAAUGCAUUAUUUAUUUGUUAUUUUAUUCAAAUAACACGAAUGCUAUUUUAGUACACGCUAAAAUUUGCAAUAAAUAAGCAAGACCAGCGUAUUUUAGGGCCAAGGUAUUAAAUCGCAGGUAAACUGGAAAGAGACGGAUAUAUAAAAGAACGAGAAAACCACGUAUUUAACUCAACUUUCUUAUCAGUCGUGUACCUACUACUUCUACUUGAGAGUUUAGCUAUAUACAUUAUUAUUUGUUGUGUUUAUAAUACUUACAUAUUAUAAAAGACCUGGGUGAACUAAAUAAAAUAGACCAGAUAAACCGAUAAAUUGGAAUACAUGUUUCCGAGCAAAGCCUGGUCGCCCAGGAACCAAGGAUAAGAACUACCUAACAGGGUCAACAAUAGCAGGAAUAAAAUAUUAUCUAAAUAUUAAGACGAAAGGGGAAACCCGCGCGACAUAUGCCUUUUUAUACAAACUUCCUCAUUUUCCUCUCUAGAUAUUAAUAUUAUUGAAAAUAUUUUGACGCAAUUUGAUGUAUAUCAACCACAGCAAUGCCCCUUUAUAAGUUUCUUUUUAAUUAUUAUUAUAAGGAGCAUUUAAGAAUUUAUAUGCAAUUUGUUUUUCGCGCCUAAUAAAUACUUUUAUUCAUCAUAAACUCGAAAAAAGUAAAAUGAAGGGAUAGCUAUGGUCAAAUUAUGUAAAAAAAACAUAAUGAAUUUCAAUGGGUCAAAAUACUUUUUAAUGCCUAAAAAGUCCGAUGAUAGACUAUUGUAGCAAACAUUAUAUAUAUUCUGAAUGAAUGAAUGUCUCUCGAAACAAAAUUAGUACACAAUUUCUAUUAGGCAUUGAAAGUAUUCCCCCUUCGUCUUUCAUUCUUUCAUCGUUCGCGAUCUUCAUUGAUCUUCUUACAAUAAUUGGUAUAGAAACGAGCUAAAUAGUUAUUUUGUAAGCUAACUAUUAAACCAAUAUUAUUCGCAAAUAAUUUAUUCGUGGACUAUUUUAUUCGCGAAGAAUUUAUUCGUAGACUAUUUUAUUCUCGAAUAAUUUAUUCGUGUUUGCCAUAUUUAGAAUAAGAAUAAUCAUUCAAUAAAUUUAUUUGUCAUUCUAAGAUAAUUUGGUUAUUCCCAGUCGUUUUCCGUCAUUCGGAUAAAUUUUGCCCAUCUCUUGACAGUGACAUGUGUGAGUGCGAGAUCGCAGAUCUCCAUUGUAGUUUAGUUGGGGUUAUGAUUAGAGUUGGUAGACUCCAGUCUUUUAUGUCUAAAUAUGAUGAUUUGUGUAUCUUAUACAUCAAGUUUAUAUGAAGACAGUUGCAAUAUUAAUUUAUUUUGUAAAUUAAUUGAGUUAUCUGAAAAGGGCUCAAGUCUCUACAAGGGUCUCUAACAAGUUAAGAAGCACUUGAGCUUCGAUUUAAUAAUAAGAAUCUUAAAACGGACUCUAAUCUCAAAGCAGAAGAGUCAAAGGACUGGAGUCCUAACCAACACUAGUUGUACUACUUUCCGGUUCAUAAUCUUUCUUGUGUAAAAGGCUUGUUAAUGUGAUUGCAAAUAUCACUUAUAUACAGGGUGCUUGGGAGGAACACUAUCGAUAUUACUCGUACCAUACAUUGAGUCAUAAUGAAAUAAUACUAAAGAAAAAUAAUCUGAAAGUGAAUAAGCCAGUGAAAACUAUAGUGACUUUCUAGUCUAAAUAUGGUUGAUAAAUCACCGGUACAAUCUUUGGGGCUCUUUAUGAGCAUCCUGUUUGUAUAAUAAUAUAUAAGCGCGCUGUUAUUUUAUGCAAUAACGCGCUGCGUUUCAAGCAUUUCAUUUUAAAUCAGAUAAUUAUCCAAUAUUGUUGUACGCGGUAACCGCAGCGUCAGCACAAAUAAUAUUCCGCGAUUCCGCGUAGUUAGGCAAUUCUAUUAAAGUUCUACCUCUUAACUUUUUUUAGAAUCAUUUUUUUUUGCAUUAUUUAGCGCGAGAGGGCUCAGGCUAUAGUCCCCACGCCAGCCCAAUGCGGAUUGGGGACUUCACGUACACCUUUGAAUUUCUUUGCAAAUGUAUGCACGUUUCCUCACGAUGUUUUCCUUCGCCGAAAAGUUAGUGGUAACUAUGAAAUCAUAUUUCAUACAUAAGUUCCGAAAACCUCAUUAGUACGAGUCAGGAUUUGAACCUGCGACCUCCGGAUUGAAAGUCGAACGUCAAAUCCACUCGGCCACCACCGCCCAAAUAAUUAAUCCAAAAUAUAAAAUCAAAAGAAGUUACUCUAUGUUGUUUUAAUGUGGGAAAAAUUAACAUGUUUUCAGUACCCCUAGUGUAAAUAAAUUCGAUUUCCAAACGUGACGUACGCGUUUGCGUUUAGUCUCAUUUUGUAUUGGAUUUCGAAAGAGCGCGCCAAGCGGGACGUUUUGGAAACUCAAAAUCCUAUACAAAAUGAGACUUAACGCAAACGCGUUCGUCACGUUAUGAUGUCGAUCAAAGUUACACUAGGGGUACGGGACGUAGACACGGCAAACGCAUUUCGUUCAUCGCAUGUGACUAACGUUGCGAUACCACAAAACAACCGAGCGCUAAGUGGAUGUAGGUUCAUUUCUUACCUAAAAUCGAGCCUCUCGAUUCUUAUUUAUACAUGUUCGCCAAGUGUAAACGUAUACAGGGUGAUUUUUUAAUCGCGAAUUAAAAAAAACAUUUUUCAGCUAAAGCUGCUUAACACAGAACAAACACAAUUUACUAUUUAUCAAUUGCAAAACAAAUUUGAUCCCUAUGUAUGAACAUUAAGAUAAUUAUUGAUGGAUACGUAAUUGUUAUACAUAGUCCAUAACAGAGAUAUAAACAAUUAUUUUCAUUCACUAUUUAGGUUUCACCCUGUAUGUUUACCUAUUUUAUUAUCGUCACAUUUAUUAGGUACUAUUUACUUAGAAUUGGUAUUUGAGAAUAUUUUUAAGGGCACUGCUAUUAUGUAUUUAAUCAAGUUUAUAUUAUGGUUUUCAUUGUUUUUUAGUUGUCACGUCCAGCUAUACAUGUAACUUAAGCUGUAUGAAAUCACGUUUGAUCUCUCAGUUUGGUCACGACAUGAAUAGUCGUUAACCAGGGUUUUAAAACUUAUUAUUUCAUCUCAGAUGACUAUUUUGUAAAAUAAGUAAUCAAUUGCGGUUUAAAUGUGAGUUCUUCUUAUUAAGUUAAAAUACUAUUUAGUUAUGUAUACAACGGCUGAGAUUCUCAAGAUAAUUCACAUAAUUACGGUACCUAAUAAAUAAUAUUUUGUUACUCAUAAAAGAACAUAUAGUCACGCAAUUAAACCGGAUAAGCGUUAUUUACCGUUUUGGCUACAGAACCCUAAAAUCUACGAAUUGUAUGAUAUUAAUCGACAUAAAUUGUAAAUGUUAUUUUUUUUAAAUAAAUUUUAUUAGCUAAUGA